Molecule: messenger RNA, 11386 nt
Organism: Coregonus sp. 'balchen'
Lineage: Eukaryota; Metazoa; Chordata; Actinopteri; Salmoniformes; Salmonidae
Source: the annotation of a GenBank genome assembly
AUGUACCCACUCCUUCUUCAGUCCAGAACAGACCAGCUCAGGUCAGAUAUCAGAAAUGUAAACACAGUCCAGGACUGAACUGGCCAAGCGUUAAUGCUCUCCAUCCAUCCUGCUUAUCCAGUCUCUGUCAAAGAGGAGCACUCAGAUUGCUGUGAGAAGGGGAAGUGAAGGAGACAGGUCCUUCUUAUGAGGCUGAAAGGGGAGGUCUUCUUCACGUAUGUCCUCACAGAAGUUGUGGACAUGCUGAUAGUCUACAUGUUUCAAAAUCUCUAUCUAGCAUUAAAGGAAAUUGAAAAGUUGUCUGGCCUCAAAACCUGCUAUCGUUUAUUUAGGUAAUAGACAUAAUGCAAUGCAGGAUAAUCACCAUUUCCAAAUGAACGGAUACAUAAGUGUCAGAGUUAAGCUAGCUAAAGAGCUCAUUUUUGUCCUCAAUCCAUAGGUAGGCUAAUUACAGAUUUAGAGUAACGUGUGCGAUUGACUGGUCAUGGUAGUGGUUCAAAGCUAAAUGUACCCUUGGUUUCUGCCCUUCAUUGCUAUCUGUGUUUUUAGGGCACACUGCAAUGAUACCAAGAAUGCACUAGUGGUUUUUCUGGGCAACCUCAGUAUUUGUAGUUUAGUAGAGGAGCCAGAAACUAAGACUUGAUCCGAUGGCAAAACACAUGGAUUAUUCACACGGACUUGGAGGAUAGAGAAUGAAGAGAGAGGGAUGAAAUGAGGACCAAACGAGUAAAAGGGCUGUUUAUGUAGAAUGGAGUUUAUUGGUCCUUAUCAUGUGUGUGCAUGUUGCGUCCUCCUCUGUGUUCAUACAGUAUCUCUAACCACCAACCCCACUGGUGCCUCCCUUAAGUACACACUGCUAUCCCCAAUCAAUAACUAAAAGCAUUGAAGUAAUGGGAGGACACUUGACGACCACUCAAUUUGUGUCUCUGUACAUUUAAUAUCAGUCUAUAGGACAGUGUUGUCAAUGGAGGGGUGUUUUUCUGGUCAGAUUUAGAUGGACUGACGGACUGACAGGCAGGCUGGUAGACAGAGACAGAACAGUCUCAACAGCCAAUUAUUGCAGGAUAUCCAAGGAUAUGCAGUAAGAACAACCACCAGUAUUUCAGUUCUCAAACCAAAGCACCAAUUUUCUCACAAAACUCUUUUCAGACAGGCAGGCAGAAAGGUAGACAGAUAUACAGGCAGGCAGGUAGGCAGGCAAACAUAUUAGAUGUCAUAUCAGAUGCCAUAUGGAUAAACCAAAUAUACCAACCAAGAAAGGAAAAACAAACAAUUUAUCCUGGUUGGUAUGUUGCUGUUUUUCUGUGAUGCCAUCUGGUAUGGUAUCUAAUAACCCGUCUGUCUGUCCGUCACAUUUUUUCUCUGCUCUAAGAAAGUCCUUAUUCCUUAUAUAGUGCACUACAUAGGGCAGGGUUCUUCAAUUCCGGUCCUGGAGGGCCGAAACACUUCUGUUUUUUAUUUCUACCUGGUAGUUAAUUGCACUCACCUGGUGUCCCAGGUCUGAAUUAGCCCCUGAUUAGAAGGAGAGGAUGAAAAACAGAGGUGUUUCGGCCCUCCAGGACCGGAAUUGAAGAACCCUGACAUAGGGAAUAGGGUGCCAUUUGGGAUGCAGACAAAUGCUCUGAGCGCAAUCUCUCCCAGACUGUAGUUUCUCACUUAUAGCAUACAGAGACAGAUAGCCACACUCGUUACAGUCACGCACACAGGCUGCUGAGGGGAGGACGGCUCAUAAUAAUGUCUGGAACGAAGCAAAUGGAAUGGCAUCAAACACAUGGAAACCAUGUGUUUGAUGUAUUUGAUACCCUUCCACUUUUUCCACUCCAGCCAUUACCACAAGCCCAUCCUCCCCAAUUAAAAUGCCACCAACCUCCUGUGGCACACAUAUUCAAACUGUGAAACAAUCAAACUGAAACACAAGCUCUUAUCCGAGUCUCUCUACAUGCAGGCUUAUCCAAAAGUCCCUCUCUUGCAGCGCUGCUUCUGACUGCACACUGACUUUCUCCCCAAGCCAUUCUAUUGUAAACAGACUCCUCAUUAAUGUAUAAAGCCCUUGUUUUCUGUGCCUGCCUUGAAAGGCAAUAAACAGUGCUAGAGGCCCGGUGCCCCUGCUGCAAGAGGCUUUGAUAAGGAACAGCACUUUACACUCCAUGCCCAGGAAAUGCCAGGCUAUGUUAGACAAGCACUUAGCAGAAUCAACCGUUGCACUUUUAUGCUUGUCCUUAGGUGUAUUUGGAGGCUAAGUAUUUUCUAUUAUGCAUUGUUGGUACUCGCACUUAAGGAAUCGUUCUUUAGCGAUAAUGGGGCCUUGUAUUGUUUUAUGGAUGCUCAUCAUAAGGAUCUUUAAUGUUUAAAUGGUUUGCGUACCAUGCCUUUGAUAAAGGCAUUAAGGAGUUCAGGUAGACAGGUCCUUUGAAGUGCAGUGAAACUGGCUGUCCGUCUUUAUUUAAUAAUAUGGAACAGACCAUUCAUUUUAAACAAGAUUAUGUUUCUCUCAGAUCCACAAUGGCCGCCUUGUGUCAUAAGACACACAAUGUCCAUUUUGUGUCAAUGUUGCCCCACAAUGACCACUGUGUCUGUAAAGCUUGACUCGUUUCCUUUUUCCACAAGCUUUCCGCUGCCGUUAAAGACACACCAGGCCCUCCUAGCCGGUUCAAACAGAGCAGUCAUUGUCCAGUCGCAGGAUGUAAAGGGGAGAAAAGAGGUCCAAAGCAGACUUUGAAGAGCCCCAUGUCGGCCUCCUAAUUGUCCCUAGAAUUUCUAAGCAAACAGCGGGAGGCAGGGCUUUCUCCUAUAGAUCUCCAUUUUUAUGGAACAGUCUGCCUACCCAUGUGAGAGACGCAGACUCGGUCUCAACCUUUAAGUCUUUACUGAAGACUUAUCUCUUCAGUAGGUCAUAUGAUUGAGUGUAGUCUGGCCCAGGAGUGUGAAGGUGAACGGAAAGGCUGGAGCAACGAACAGCCCUUGCUGUCUCUGCCAGGCCGGUUCCCCUCUCCACUGGGGUUCUCUGCCUCUAACCCUGUUGCAGGGGCUGAGUCACUGGCUUGCUGGUGCUCUUUCAUGCCGUCCCUGGGAGGGGUGCGUCACUUGAGUGGGUUGAGUUACUGACGUGAUCUUCCUGUCUGGGUUGGCGCCCCCCCCUUGGUUUGUGCUGUGGUGGAGACCUCUGUGGGCUAUACUCGGCCUUGUCUCAGGAUUGUAAGUUGGUGGUUGGGGAUAUCCCUCUAGUGGUGCGGGGGCUGUGCUUUGGCGGAGUGGGUGGGGUUAUAUCCUUCCUGUUUGGCCCUGUCCGGGGGUUUCUUCGGAUGGGGCCACAGUGUCUCCGGACCGCUCCUGUCUCAGCCUCCAGUAUUUAUGCUGCAGUAGUUUAUGUGUCGGGGGGCUGGGGUUAGUUGGUUAUACCUGGAGUACUUCUCCUGUCUUAUCCAGUGUCCUGUGUGAAUUUAAGUAUGCUCUCUCUAAUUCUCUCGUUCUCUCUUUCUCUCUGAGAACCUGAGCCCUAGGACCAUACGUCAGGACUACCGGGCAUGAUGACACCUUGCUGUCCCCAGUCCGCCUGGCCUUGCUGCUAUUCCAGUUUCAACUGUUCUGCCUGCGGCUACGAAACCCCUACCUGUCCCAGACCUGCUGUUUUCAACUCUUAAUGAUCGGCUAUGAAAAGCCAACUGAGAGACCUGAGCCCUAGGACCAUACGUCGGGACUACCGGCCGUGGUGACUCCUUGCUGUCCCCAGUCCGCCUGGCCUUGCUGCCCGGCCAUUUGGGGGCUUGUUGUGGAAGGUGGCGUUCGUGCUCUUCAACCGUGUUCUUGUUUCUCUGUCUCUCUCCGCACAGACAUGUCUUCCAUAAGCUGUGUGUGGACCCCUGGCUGAACGAGCACUGUACCUGCCCCAUGUGUAAACUGAACAUCCUCAAAGCUCUGGGCAUCAUGGUGAGUAUUAGUGUAGUCAAUGUCUCAAUGCCUUAUCAGUGGACAUUUGUUAGAAGUCAGUAUGUCAAUAUUAUCCGGCAACGCCAGUAACGGUUUGGCCUCAGACCUUUUUUUUCUGAUCUGAUCACACACUACUCUUGACCCAAAUAAUGAGAGGAAAAAGAUAGCCUUAUAAGAUAUUAUGUAAACAUGUCUCAAUUUCAUAUGUUUAUGUUGAUUAACAGUAGAAUACAACAGAACAUUUCACAGUCUAUUAAACUGCAUGUGUUGUUUUGUAGAUUAAGACGUUAUUUACCCAGAUUGCCCUUCACAUGCUGCUCCCAGUCAUUGUGACAGAUCUUUAUCCAGGCGAUUGCGUAACCCUCUGUUUAUGCCAACUGUUUAUGACCUCAUCCAUAGCCCUAGUAUGCCCCCUGCUGGCAAGGUAUGGAACUAUUGCUCAGACACCAGAAAUUAGAGUCAUACCAGAACAGACUAAAGUGGUAUCAUUAGAUGAGCUGCUACAAGAGCUACUUGCUCAGAAGUUAGGGUUAAGGUCAGGGUCGUGGUCAAAAUCGGGGUCAGCGAUCAAAAUAUCGAGUUCUUUCUAGCGUGAGCUAACAUUGGCCAAAGUUAAUAUGACACAAAUUGGACUUUAACCACUAGCCAUAACAUUCCCCUAACCCCUGUGUUUUUUUUACUUUACCCUUUAGCCCAACCUGCCGUGCGUGGACAACGCCGGCUUUGACAUGGACCACAGGAUAGGGCGCAGCCAGACGAUGGCCAGCCAGCGGACGGCCCUGGUGGACCUGUCCAGUGAGACGUCCAUCAGCCUGGAGCCCCUGCAACGAGGCCACCCCGGUACCGGACCCCAGAUCCCCUCCGAGAGCGGAGAGCUCACCCCCCGCUCCGGAGAGAUCAACAUCGCCGUCACCAGUAAGCAGCUUCCACCUCAGACACUUUCUUUGCUUCAACUCAAGUUUGGAUUUGAUUUGAAGUUACAUUAUUGAUAUGAAAGGUUAUAAAAUUGUAACAAAAUAGAACAGAAAUUCUCUCUGGUUUUCAUUUAUUCCUCUCUGUUUUUCAACCUUUCGAGUUCAGGCACACUCUUUGACCCACACACCCAUUAAAAGUGUCUCACAAUUUUAUUUGAUCCUGGCAAAUCAGCAUGCAAGCUCCGUUUUUUCAUAGCUCAAAACACUAAGUGAAGGAAUUAACCUUGACAAAAUAAAACUAAAAUGUCUCUGGUUAUGCUAUUUAAAUAAUUAGUGAAGGCAAAACUGACUUUUUUAAACUGAAUAACUAGAGUAGCAAAAUGUUUACUGGAGCUGCAAACCUUUGACAUAUUGACUUGACACACACACACAAAAUACAGUGCUAUGAAAAAGUAUUUGCCCCCUUUCUAAUUUUCUCUACUUUUGCAUAUUUGUGAUACUGAAUGUUAUCAGAUCUUCAACCAAAACCUAAUAUUAGAUAAAGGGAACAUAAGUGAACAAAUAACACAACAAUUACAUAUUAAUUUCAUUUAUUUCAUAAACAAAGUUAUGCAACACCCAAUUCCCCUGUGUGAAAGAGUAAUUGCCCCCUUACACUCAAUAACUGGUUGUGCCACCUUUAGCUGCAAUGACUCCAACCAAAUGCUUCCUGUAGUUGUUGAUCAGUCUCUCACGUCGCUGUGGAGGAAUUUUGGCCCACUCUUCCAUGCAGAACUGCUUUAACUCAGUGACGUGUGGGUUUUCAAGCAUGAACUGCUCGUUUCUGAUAGAGAGCAGAAUUCAUGGUUCCUUCUAUUAAGGCAAGUCAUCCAGGUCCUGAGGCAGCAAAGCAUCCACAAACCAUCACACCACCACCACCAUGCUUGACCUUUGGUAUGAUGUUCUUACUGUGGAAUGCAGAGUUUUCGUUUUCGUUUUAAACUUUGUUUAUGAAAUAAAUGAAAUAAAUAAUGUAAUUGUUGUGUUAUUUGUUCACUUAUGUUCCCUUUAUCUAAUAUUAGGUUUUGGUUGAAGAUCUGAUAACAUUCAUUAUCACAAAUAUGCAAAAGUAGAGAAAAUUAGAAAGGGGGCAAAUACUUUUUCAUAGCACUGUAUAUAUCCGAAAUCCCUCCCUGCCCCUCCAUACCUCACUUCAUCCCCUCUUUUGACACACACACACACACACACACACACACACACACACACACACACACACACACACACACACACACACACACACACACACACACACACACACACACUUACACACACACACACACACACACACACACACCAGAGACUUGUCUCUUGUAGGUCACUCACCCCCCUCUGACUCUCGCAGCCACUGUCUGUUUAAUCCAUAAUCCCUAUCCCAUCCUAAUCCUAACCCCAACCAUGAGAAGGCAAAAAGCACAACUGGCGAAAAGCCAUUCUUGAAAAAUAAGAACAUGCACUGCAGUUAUUACGACAACUACUUCUAUACUGUUCUUUCACUUAUAGCUAGUAAUUGUAAUUCAGUAAUGCAUACAACACUUUGAAUGAAUAGCUAAUCAGUGUGAAUAGUUCAACAUCUGAAUAAUAGAGUGAGUAAGAGUUGUUAUAUAACUCUUAGUACCUAAAUCUGUUUCAGGAUAGGCCUACUUCCAUAAAUGAAUCAAAGUCAUUCUUAUCUAAAUCCACCCAAUUUAUGCUGUUUGAUAAUGUGACUCAAUUUCCUCUAAUUUCUGGUAAACCUUAAAAGGCUCAUGUAGUAUAUGCCUGCUCUCUUUCAAUUUGUACAGUUCCACUGACUUUACAUCAGUACUAUACACUGAGUAUACAAAACAUUAUGAUCCCUUAUUGAUGUCACUUGUUAAAUCCACUUCAAUCAGUGUAGAUGAAGGGGAGGAGACAGGUUAAACAAGGAUUUUUAAGCCUGGAGACAAUUGAGACAGAUUGUGUAUGUGUGCCAUUCAGAGGGUGAAUAAGAAAGACAAAGGAUUUAAGUGCCUUUGAACGGGGUAUGGUGGUAAGAGCCAGGCGCACUGGUUUGUGUCAAGAACUGCAACGCUGCUGGGUUUUUCACGCUCAACAGUUUCCCGUGUGUAUCAAGAAUGGUCCACAACCCAAAGGACAUCCAGCCAACUUGAUACAACUGUGGGGAAGCAUUGGCGUCAGCAUGGGCCAGCAUCUCUGUGGAACGCUUUCAACACCUUCUAGAGUCCAUGCCCUGACAAAUUGAGGCUGUUCUGUUCUGAGGGCAAAGGGGGGGGGGGGUGCAACUCUAUAUUAGGAAGGUGUUCCUAAUGUUUGGUAUACUCAGUGUACAUGCAUUGUAGAGAUACAUGUAGGCCUACAUACACAUCUGUUUCUCUUUCUGUCGCAGUUGGUGUGUGCUGUGUGGGUGCCUCUGGAUACAUGUGUGUCUGUCUGUCUGUGUAUGUGCACAUGUGUAUAACACUCUGUCUUUAAACUACGCCCGUGCUUCCAGGUCUCUAUCUCCUGUCUUCAAGCUCAUCCUGCCUCUCUCCUCUGUCGCUCUCCUCCUCUGGAUCUUAAGGACGCACCUUUCUUCAUCUUCUCGUCUCUUCAUCCUCCUGACUUUUCCGCCUCACAUUGGUUUUCAAAGAGAGGAAAGAUCUUUUGUGUUUUCCUGUGGGGACUCGUCGGUUUUUAACCCAUUGCAUGGUGGGCUGCAGUGACCCCCCCCCCCUUUCCUUCUAUUGACAGAGGAGUGGUUUAUAAUCGCCAGCUUCGGCCUUCUCAGCGCUCUCACAUUGUUCUAUAUGAUCAUCAAGGCCACUGCCAGCUUCUCCAGCCCUGAGUGAGUACCACCAUCCACUUCCAUAGUUAAACCAUUCUACUACUGGAUUCAAUUGUACUUUCAAUCAAGAUUUGGUUUCAUAUAGUCUUGAACUGGGGAUAGUCCUGAUGGCUUUGUCACAGAAUAUUGUUGUCUAUUUCAUUUCUAUUUAACUAAACCAGCAUCCAGGACUAUACUCCUGGAUUUGUGGAUAUCUGAAAUUGUCUCAACUCUGACUACUUUGAACCAUUGCCAUACAAUGGAGUUUGAAUACAGUCCAGACAGAUGCAAAACAGUCUGAGAUUAUUAUUCAGAUGUGGCAAACUUCCAUUUUCAUUAAUUUACUCAACUUUGAUCGCAGCUAACAUGAAUCGAAAAAUACUUUAACAGCACAAUUGUAACAUAGUGUAUAUUUGUACUCUCGUCAAGUACAGUUGACAUGGGUACUGGCAUGUAUCUAAUACAUUUGCAGUUAGAGAGUAAAAAAAGUAAUGAAAUAUUGGAUUGUACAUGUCUGCACAUCAAUUAACGGAGACAGUGUGAGUACUGUUUCACAAUAUUGCCCAAUAAAGUAGCACUAGAUCAGAACAACCAUUUACGGAAGCCACAGCCUCCAUCCAUCCCCUCUACUAAAAAAACUGCAAAUGUGUUAGAGCCUUACACAAGAGAAAAAUAUUUUUUAUGUUCAGAUCAAUUACAUUUCCCUUCUCUGAUCCUACUUGCAUGCCAUUUCUUUGUUCUGCUACUUUAUUUUCUAAAUGUCAUUUAUCUUCCAGCCUGGAGUGGGAGGAGUGAAGACGCCCCUCUAGACCCUUUCUCUGCCGGAGCCUCAUGGCAAUGUUGCCUUCUUGUGCCAUAUUCUUCUGUAUUGUAUUUCUAAGCUUGUACUACUGUACCUUCCUGUAUCGUUAGUUGUCAUUUUUGUUGUUGUAAUAGGGCAAAGCGCUAUGAGACAUUAAACCACUGUGGAUCCCUCCUUUUGACUUGUUAUGUGACUGUGAGAGUGUUGUAUUUGUUUUCCUACAUUAUCAGGACCACAAUGUCCUGAACUUGUUCAAAUGCUAUUUUAAGCUGAAGGGUUAGGUUUUGGGUUUUGGGGUUAGGUUUUGGGUUAAGUUUAAGGGGUUAGGGAAAAUAGGAUUUUUAAUGGUCAAACUUUUUUACACUCCAAAAAGUCCUGAAAUUUCACAAAAACAAAGCUGUGUGUGUGUUUGUGUGAGUGUGCGUGUGUUACUAUAUUUAUUGAAAGACACCCAUUAUUCUUGUGCACCUAAACCAGACAGACACACACACACCUCCCUACAGAAAGUUGAAGUUUAAUGUUCUUCUGUGCUCAUAUGUGACCAUGACUGAGUGUACAAAACAUUUGGAAGACCUUAAUAUUGAGUUGCACCCCCUUUUACCCUCAGAACAGCCUCAAUUCGUUAGGGCAUGGACUCUACAAGGUGUCGAAAGCAUUCCACAGGUAUGCUGGCCCAUGUUGACGCCAAUGCUUCCCACAGUUGUGUCAAAUUGGCUGGAUGUCCUUUGGGUUGUGGACCAUUCAUGAUACACAUGGGAAACUGUUGAGCGUGAAAAACCCAGCAGUGUUGCAGUUCUUGACACACUCAAGCUGGUGUGCCUGGCACCUACUACCAUACCCCCCAUUCAAAGCACUUACAUAUUUUGUCUUGUCCAUUCACCCUCUGAAUGGCACACAUACAGAAUCCAUGUCUCAAUUGUCUCAAGGCUUAAAAAUCCUUCUUUAACCUGUCUCCUCCCCUUUAUCUACACUGAUUUGAAGUGGAUUUAACAAGUGACAUCAAUAAGGGAUGAUAGCUUUCACUGGUCAGUCUAUGUCAUGGAAAUAACUUGUGUUCCUAAUGUUUUGUACGUUGUGUAUAUUUGGCAGUAAUGCAAUACUAUCCCCAGAAGAUGGCACUAUUUCUUAGCUAUUACAUUACAUGUCUAACCUCACACAUCAGAAUCGUCAGGCCACAAACCUUCACAUAACACUGCUUAGAUCUUAUUGAGGUAUGAAUGAUAUUGAUGAUUACUAUGAUUCAAAAGGUGGUCCAGGUGAUCUUCCAUGUAUCGCUCUCUUGACUUGAGGUUGUAUAGCAGUUUGAGGAUCAUUGAGGAUUCACAAUGUCACGGUUUGACCUCAGCAUGUCACACACUCACACUUUUACUCAACUGCAAAUGUCCAUGAUGGUGUCCAAUCCCAGUGACUCCUGUAAUGAGGUUUACAGAUGCUAAAGAUGAAAUGAUCAAGUAUGAAUAACUAUACAUUUUUAUUUGUUGUUUGUUUAUGGUGCUAGGCAUCAGCUUUUCUAGAUACACUACAUGGCCAAAAGCAUGUGGACACCUGUUCGUCGAACAUCUCAUUGCAAAAUAAUGGGCAUUAAUAUGGAGUUGGUCCCCCCUUUGUUGCUAUAACAGCCUCCACUCUUCUGGGAAGGCUUUCCACUAGAUGUUGGAACAUUGCUGCGGGGACUUGCUUCCAUUCAGCCACAAGAGUAUUAGUGAGGUCAGGCACUGAUGUUGGGCGAUUAGGCCUGGCUCGCAGUCUGCGUUCUAAUUCAUCCCAAAGGUGUUCAACGGGGUUGAGGUAAGGGCUCUGUGCAGGUCAGUCAAGUUCUUCCACACUGAUCUCGACAAACCAUUUCUGUAUGGACCUCUCUUUGUGCACAGGGGGCAUUGUCAUGCUGAAAAAGGAAAGGGCCUUCUCCAAACUGUUGCCACAAAGUUGGAAGCACAGAUUCGUCUACAAUGUCAUUGUAUGCUGUAGCGUUAAUAUUUCCCUUCACUGGAACUAAGGUGCCUAGCCCGAACCAUGAAAAACAGCCCCAUACCAUUAUUCCUCCUCCAAACUUUACAGUUGGCAUUAUGCAUUCGGGCAAGUAGCGUUCUCCUGGCAUCCGCCAAACCCAGAUUAGUCCGUCGCACUGCCAGAUGUGGAAGCGUGAUUCAUCACUCCAGAGAAUGCGUUUCCACUGCUCCAGAUUCCAAUUGCGGCGAGCUUUACACCACUCCAGCCGACGCUUGGCAAUGCGCAUGGUGAUUUUAGGCUUGUGUGCGGCUGCUCGGUCAUGGAAACCCAUUUCAUGAAGCUCCCGGCUAACAGUUAUUGUGCUGACGUUGCUUCCAUAGGCAGUUUGGAACUGUAGUGAGUGUUGCAACCGAGGACAGACGAUUUUUGAGUGCUACGCAUUUCAGCACUCAGCGGUCCCGUUCUGUGAACUUGUGUGGCCUACCACUUCGCGGCUGAGCCAUUGUUGCUCCUAGACGUUUCCACUUCACAAUAACAGCACUUACAGUUGACCGGGGCAGCUCUAGCAGGGAAGAAAUCUGACGAACUGACUUGCUGGAAAGGUGGCAUCCUAUGACAGUGUCAUGUUGAAAGUCACUGAGCUCUUCAGUAUAGGCCAUUCUACUGCCUAUGUUUGUCUAUGGAGAUUGCAUGAAUGUGUGCUGGAUUAUAUACACCUGUCAGCAAUGGGUGUGGCUGAAUCCACUAAUUUGAAGGGUUGUCCACGUACUUUUGGCCAUGUAGUGUAAGUAUCUUACUGGCAGAUGAUAUGUAAUAUUUCUUGGUGUCACUGACAUUGACAUUUUCCCAUGUUCCUUUGCAGGUGGCCACUUCUUCAACCGGAACUCCCUGUCCCCGCGCAGUGUGGUCUGUGAGAUGGAGCUUCCCGACAUCCAGGCAUCGCUCGACCUCUACGAUGACAACAAGUCGUGA